Messenger RNA from Candida dubliniensis CD36, 783 nucleotides. RefSeq names its product Rot1p (gene ROT1). The record is from RefSeq and is a predicted model, not a curated record. Lineage: Eukaryota; Fungi; Ascomycota; Pichiomycetes; Serinales; Debaryomycetaceae. Bases 1 to 783 code for a protein of 260 amino acids. Gene Ontology annotation, biological process: budding cell apical bud growth; 'de novo' protein folding. Gene Ontology annotation, cellular component: endoplasmic reticulum; endoplasmic reticulum membrane. The transcript has a single exon.
AUGAUAUUUUCAAGAUAUUUUAUUCCUAUUAUAUUCACAUUAUUAUCAUCACUGUCAAUUUUCGUUUAUGGUGAUCCUAAUAUGGAAGAAUUAGAAGGAACUUGGUCAUCAAAAUCUAACACCGUAUUUACUGGACCAGGAUUUUAUGAUCCAGUUGAAGAAUUAUUAAUUGAACCUGAUUUACCAGGAAUUUCUUAUUCAUUUACUAAAGAUGGUCAUUAUGAAGAAGCAUUAUAUCGAGUUAAACCUAAUCCUAAAAAUCAUUCAUGUGCAGUAGCAUCAGUUAGUUAUCAACAUGGUAAAUAUGAAUUAUUAUCUAAUGGAUCAAUAAUUUUAACUCCAAUUGCGGUUGAUGGUAGACAAUUAUUAAGUGAUCCUUGUAAUUCUGAUGAUCCUAAUAAAUCAACUUAUACAAGAUAUAUUCAACCUACUUGGUUUAAAACUUAUCAAGUUUUCGUUGAUCCUUAUCAUGGUAGAUGGACUUUACAAAUUUAUCAAUUUGAUGGAUCAAAAAUGCAACCAUUAUAUUUAGCUUAUAAACCACCAAUUAUGUUACCAACUACAGCUUUAAAUCCAACUGAUGAAAUUUCAGAAACAGCUCUGACUUUAAAUGGUAUAUCUCAUAAAAUUAAAAGAAAUAGAUUAAAAAUUAAACGAUCAUUGGAAAAUCAAUAUAGAACAAAUGCUAAAAGAGAAAUUUAUAAUGAACAAUUUGAUAAAUAUUGGUGGUCAUCAGUGAUUUGUUUAGCUUUAGCUUCAUCAUAUUUUUUUCUUAAAAGAUAA